AUGAAAUUCAAGAGACUUGUGUUUUGUGAUAUGACAACAUCAGGUAGAGGAUGGACUGUGUUUCAACGUCGUCUUGAUGGAAGUGUUGACUUCUACCGAGGAUGGGAAGAUUACAAACACGGUUUUGGUAACUUGAGCGGAGAAUAUUGGCUUGGUCUUGACAAAAUACACAUGAUGACAAAUAUUUCACAAAAUGAACUUCGUAUCGACAUGGAAAAUACAUCUGGGAACACCAGAUACGCUCAUUAUGAUUCAUUUAAAGUCAGCAGCGAAAAUGUGAAGUACAAGUUGAAUGUUGGAGGGUAUCAUGGUACAGCAGGGGACUCGUUGAAAAGACAUAACGGUAUGGAUUUCACCACCAAGGAUGCUGACAACGAUAUUUGGGGUCGUAACUGUGCAGCGAGAUUCAAAGGAGCCUGGUGGUAUAGUGAUUGUCAUCAUUCCAAUUUGAAUGGUUUGUAUCAUUAUGGAAAUCACACAUCGCGCGCUGAUGGAGUAAACUGGUUCCAUUGGAAAGGUCAUUAUUAUUCUCUGAAAUCAACAUCGAUGAAGAUACGACCACGUGAAUUUGGAGAGAAGAAAUAAAGUCGUUGAAAGUUAAAAGA
Dendronephthya gigantea is the source of this 605-nucleotide messenger RNA. Its product is annotated as ryncolin-1-like. The coding region runs from base 1 to 585 and encodes 194 amino acids. The record is from RefSeq and is a predicted model, not a curated record. The transcript is spliced from 3 exons. NCBI's taxonomy places the organism in Eukaryota, Metazoa, Cnidaria, Anthozoa, Malacalcyonacea, Nephtheidae.